Messenger RNA from Chaetomium fimeti, 1208 nucleotides. RefSeq lists its product as uncharacterized. The transcript has a single exon. The record is from RefSeq and is a predicted model, not a curated record. The coding region runs from base 134 to 841 and encodes 235 amino acids. Lineage: Eukaryota; Fungi; Ascomycota; Sordariomycetes; Sordariales; Chaetomiaceae.
CAGAGUGGCAAAACGUGAUGCGCCAAUGCAAGGACCACGGCGGACAGCACAUGGUCAGUUUUGAUUAUGUACAAACAGUGCAGCCGGCGCCAAUUUGUACUUUGAGGCCCGUUUCUUCCGCCGCAGUCGACCUAUGAGAGCACCAAAUGAACCGGAAAGCUCCCGAGUGCCGAAGCGACCCUCCAGCAGCCCAUCCGGCGGCGAUGGGGGCUGUCUUUUCAAGCUUUCACGCAAUGCAACAUCUCAGAUGGACCAUUCAGAAACCGGCACCGGUCUCGCAGCCGGCUGCUUGGGGCAGGUGCGAGGGCCUGGCGCAGACGGGUGGACCAUAUCUGUCUCCGUGGCGGGGUCAAUGACGGAGCAGGGAUCCGGAUGCACCAAACCCCUUGCCCCGAAAGGCCCCCCCUGCUCAGCUGCUCUCUCUGUCUGUUUGCAGCGAUCGUCCGGAACCCGCAUGUGCCUGCCCAGACCCAAGCGAGCCAAGCCAGUGACGCUCCAAGAAACGCAUGCCCCACCAGGCCAGUGCGGGCCGUUUUGUAUACCAAUUUCCUCGACACAGUAUGAAAGCAAUACCUUCUUCCUGCCCAUGGUUGGUUUCACGUACUAUUUUAUAAGCACGACACAGCCACUUGACAUUUCUCUUCUUUGCAUUCCGUCUCUGUUUUUUUUAUCGCAGGGAAACCCGCAUCACAUAUUAGAGACCAGUAAAAUUCCACUCCCGUCUUGCGUAGGAAUUCCAAUUGAAUUCAAAAGAGCAUUUGGUUGCCUGCCGCCGUCGCCCAUAGCAUUCCCCCACCAACCGCCACCCGCGUCGUCACCAAGCCAUUGCGCAACGGGGUGAGCAGGAAUGAAAUACGGAGAGCAGUUCGAAAAGGAAUCUGUGCCACAAUGGAGCCUUCGUAUGUCCAUGCCCCGGGAAUAAAUGCCCUGUAGAUGGUGUGGGAAAGUCGUCGCUAACGUCAAUACACCCGUAUUCCAGAUAACAUCGACUACAAUUCGCUGAAGCAUCACAUCAAGGUGCACACGACCCGGGACCAAGCCACGGCAAUAGCGAUACCGGGCCGCCCAAAUACGGCUCUUCAUAAGUUUGAAGACGACUUCUACUCGGAGCUAUGUCGACAACACGACCGGGUGGAGCUGUUUGUUUCGAGCAAGGCCGAUGAGAUCGCAAGGCGGCUGCGUAUGUGCCUAACCCAUUGACGUUUUCG